UGUGUCCAACCGCCGCCAAUGUUUCAACGCUGUGACAUCAUCGAUACAACAGGAAAAUUAUUCAGCCAGUGAUUUGCAACCGCACUCGGUAUUCGGACGGAAUACGCACUGGACAGCAUUACUAAGUGACUGGCCUGACUUAUGACAAACUCAAUGCGCGUUGGCUUCCGUGUGCCAGUGGUUGCGGGCUGUCACUAGCGUCGAUCCAACGUUGUACAAAACAGCAUGGCGUGCUCUCCUCCUAAGGGACUCGAUUGUCCGAGUCGAGAAACAUUCAGUCUACACCGUCAGAAUACGACUCAAUAUAUACCGAGGCCGUUAAUACAUAGUCUGCACACGGCAGCCAGACAGAACCCGAGAUACAUUGAAGCAAGAUGGCGCCCAAGCUACUCCUCACCGGCGUGACUGGCUACAUUGGCGGCGACGCCUUCUAUGCGCUGCGCAAAGCCCACCCGGAGCUCGAGUACACGCUCCUCGUGCGCAGCGCCGAGCGGGUCAAGCUAGUCCGCGAGCAGUAUCCUGAGACCACUGGCAUCAGGAUUGUGUAUCCGGACAGUAGCAGGGAUGGGUCUUCGCUCAACGACUUGCUCGAAGACGAGGCCAGCAAGGCCGACAUUAUCGUCCACACGGCCGAGUCGGCAGACGACGUGCCGUCCGCAAAUGCCAUCGUCAAGGGGCUGAAGCGCGGCGCCGCCAACCGUUCGGCCGAAAAUCCAGCGUUCUGGAUCCAUCUGUGCGGAACGGGCCUGUUGCAAUGGUACGACUCAUCCCACAAGCGCUACGGACAGCCGCCGCUCCCGUCGGACAAGUACGACGACGUGGCCGACAUUGAUAAGAUCACGAGCCUGCCCGACGAGGCGUACCACCGGGACGUGGACAAGAUCGUACUGGCGGUCAACGCGGAGCUGGGCGGGAAGGCUAAGACGGCCAUCGUGUCGCCGGCGACCAUCUACGGCACGGGCCGCGGGCCGGUCAACCGCAAGAGCAUGCAAGUGCCGGACCUGGCGCGGUUCACACUCCAGCAGGGCUACGCGCCCGUCGUGGGCACGGGCAAGGUCGAGUGGGACAACGUGUACAUUUUCGACGUCAGCGAGCUGUUCGUAGCGCUGGUCGACGCCGCGCUGGACCCGGCGCGCAGCGCGGACCCCGAGGUGUUCGGCCCGCACGGCUACUUCUUCGCCACCAACGCCACGCACGUGUGGGGCCAGGUGGCCGCGCAGGUCGUCGCCGAGGCCGUCCGCCAGGGCUAUCUCAAGGAGGCCGUCGAGAAGAUGGUCACCUCCGAUGAGAUCCCGUAUAAGACCCUAGCUACCAACUCGAAGGGAAUCGCUACGCGCGCUAGGAAGCACCUCGGCUGGGAGCCCAAGGGUUCGUCGUUGAGCGAGAACAUUGCAGAAAUCGUCGACGUCGAGGCGAAGCAUCUCGGCCUAAAGAAGGUCCCUUAGAGUAUUUGCCUUUUUCGUGUAGAUAUGUCACGUUCGUGAGCCCCUUGAGCUCACGGUAGUUUCAUGCCCAGCGUCAUCAUGCACCUAUGCAGUACUCACAACAGAGGUCCGGUUUACUUGGAUGCUAGAUAUCUUUGGAUGUCAGAUAUCUGUGAGAAUUCUAGUGUACGCUCGCAACUUAUAAUCUGCCGCAUUUAUUUAUCCAGGGCAA
Lasiosphaeria miniovina is the source of this 1656-nucleotide messenger RNA. RefSeq lists its product as uncharacterized. The transcript has 5 exons. The coding region runs from base 375 to 1445 and encodes 356 amino acids. Lineage: Eukaryota; Fungi; Ascomycota; Sordariomycetes; Sordariales; Lasiosphaeriaceae. The record is from RefSeq and is a predicted model, not a curated record.